AUGUGUCCUCCGGCUGCAGCUGUGAUCGCGGUGCUAACCGCCUGUGCCGCGUGCGCUGCGGGGAAGAGCCAGCAGCUCAACUACCGACCCAUCAUCGGUAAGACCGGAUAGGAUGGACGGGUAUCCGCGUCGGUCCCUCUCUGUGGAGAAACCGGCUUCAGGCGACCCGUCCGAUUAUGACAUGUGUUAUGCAAUUGUCACGGAGAAUGUUCGAGAAAAGGUGUGCGUGCGUGUCCCUGCAGUGUGUUUCAGGCUGUGCGUGAGCUGUAGGAUGUGAUUUAAAGAUUUCUGAAUGAUGCAUUGUUAUUAUUAUUGUUGUUGUUGUUGUUAUGUACGUCGUUGGGCUCGGUUUCCUUCUGUCAGGGCUCCACCUGUGUGUGGUUUGCAGAAAAAAAGGUGAAUUUAGCUACAAUAGGCCACUUUGGUUUAAUACUUUAUGGGACUAUCAAUGAAAUCUGGUCCCAUUUUGGUAAACAGGGUCCUUUACAUAUUCAUACAUAAAAUUUGAUGUAAAAAAGUAAAAAAAAUCUGUUUUCCAGAGUUAUGAGAAUAAGAGAAGUUCUGUUGAGCUAAGACACUAAGUUCAGCUACAAUAAAAGACAACAACCAUUAGGAACAACGCCACUGCGAGGUCAGCUAACAGCUUUGAACCUCCUCCAUCUUUCCUUCAGACAGACUGAGUCUGUCUGAAGGAAAGAUAGAAGAGGUUCAGCACUCUGUGAGAGACUGUGUAAGCGAACAGCUCAACAGUUUCAGAAUAAAGUUCCAGAGUGGAUUUCAUCAUCUACAGUACAUAAUAUCAUUCAAAGACUCAGAGGAUCUGGAGAAAUCUCUGUACUAAAGGGACAAGGAAAUUGGAAAUCAUAGAUGCUGCAUCCUCAGUUUUAAAGAGCAGAAGGUCCACUCGGCUUCUACUUAGCUCCUAAUCUAAAGCUACUGUUCAACAGUGAAGUACGAGUGCUACUUGUGCUUCAGUGGACACAUUAUACAAUCUUCCAGAACUUUCCGAGAAAAACCAAAACAUGCAAACAUCACCAGAGAGAUACAGAUGUCUGUAGGCAUGUCAGGACUUGUAAAGGACUGGGGUAUCGGUCUGUAGCCCCCCUGGUCUUUGUAGCUUCCUAAUCCCCUCUCUGUUUUGUUGUCACUCUCUUUUGCCCUCUAGGUGUGUUGGCUCAGGAAAACCUUCCAGGGGACCAGCUUGCUCCCGCCCCCUCCUACAUCGCAGCCUCUUAUGUGAAGUACCUGGAGGGAGCGGGGGCCCGGGUUGUACCCAUCAGGUACACUGAAAUCCAACACACUGGGAUCUAACCCUGAUGACUGUCCCUGGUGUCAGUUUUCAUCUGUUGGGUGUCUGUUGAACCUUUCAGUGUUUGCUCGAAUUUGCAUGAUGCCUUCACUGUCGACACAGCCGACACACCCCUGUGACUCAAGGAUUUAUGAUCCAUUUAAGUUGUUUUGGAUUCAACAAACAUGAUGAUUUUGUUUCCAGAGAUAUUUUACACGACUGUUUGUCAGAACAAACAUCAGAUGUGUGAGAAACAGUAAAAAAAGAGCAAAGGAACCAGUUUUUCAGGCUGCUUCUGAACCUCAGCUCCACUCAGACCUAGUACACUAUGGUCUUUUGUUUGUCCUCUGAAGUUCCUGUUUGAUUUCAAAGAACAUGUGACACACAACAUUACAACACCAUGUGGUUAUUUAGGCAACAAAAGAACCACUCAGGAUACCGGGAGAAGCUGUUUCUGAUAAAACAAAAAAACCCAGAUAUACACUGUGAAGUGAAGCUGUGCCUCCAGAACCUGCAAAAAAAGUUCUGCACGACUAAAGCUCUGAAGAUGCAUGGAGCUUUAGUGGGUUUCACUAUAAACUCUGUAAGUAUGAUCAGUGGUAAUGCUGGUGCUUUCUAUCAGACAGUCUCCAAGUGAAGGUGCCAAAGUUAGCAGAACCCAGUUCCACCCAGACUGUCCAGAACAAAGAGUUACUGAUCUUCAAAACCAACAGAGUUAUUCAUCAUGUUUGUUUGACUUUGUGGGUGAGGCUUAUGGACCGUUUACUCAGAGGUCAUCCCCCUGACUAACUAACACUAAUUAGUCAGCAAAUGUAGGAGCAGCCGUGAAGUCCACUAGGGUCCCUGGGUUUGUACCGGACUCCUUGGACUUUCAGUUAUGGUGGUGAAGAAGGAUUUUAUGUGGAUGCAGUCUAUGCAAAGGAAUCUGUGCAAACAGUUUAUAACCAAACAAAUUUGGUCUUGCUGGUAAUGAUCUGUACCAAGAUUAAAUUCUGCAGCAGUGAUGUUCAGAGAGCUUGAACUGCUCCAAGUAAAUUCCUCAAACCAAGAGCUUCACUUUUAUUUUUCUUUGAAAAGUGUCUGCCUCUUAAGUCUGCAGUGACCUGUUAUGAUUUUAACAUCUUUAAAUUUUACAUGUUGUACUCUUUUUGUCUCUUUGUGCCUCAUUCUGUUACCAGAAUCAACCGGACAGAAGAAGAAUAUAAGAAGAUCUUCUUUUCAAUCAAUGGGUGAGAUGAACCGCAUGUUAUGUCUCUUAAAUGCAGACCUAAACAUACAUAUCUAUCAUUGGACAUAUGUUAGAAGUUGACCUUUUCCCAGCAUGCAGUGUUUGUGUCAAACCCUAAACUGUCUCCUCAGGCUGCUGCUGCCAGGUGGAGAUGUAGACAUUCAGACGUCACAGUUCACACGAGCCGCCAAGUUCUUCUAUGAGUUGGCUCUGAAGGUGAGUCCGUGUAAAAGUAUGUAACAGUCCGCCCUUAAAGGGAAACAGUAGAAGAAGAAAUCAUCCACAGCUUGGUCAGUUUGGUCAGUGUUAUUUCUUCUUCCUCCUGCAGGCCAACAAUAACGGAGACUUCUUCCCCAUCUGGGGGACGUGUCAGGGCUUCCAGCAGCUGACCGUCUUCACUGCUAACAAAAACCUGCUCACCCUCACCAACACCAAGUCUGUGGCUCUGCCUCUCACCUUCACACCAGGUAAUCUCUUCUUUGCUUCGGUUAGACUGACUGUACUCAGUUGCACCACCUUGAACCCAACGGCAGGAAGAUGUAGGGGAGCAACCCCACCAUCUUCUAGGUCAGUGGUUUUCAACCGGGGGGACACAAGCACAGAAUGGGAGACAAGGGAGCGCAGACUUACUGGCUAUUUGUACAAAGGAGAUGUAGCAGAGUCCGAAGCAGUUGGACUAUAGACCAAUUUACAGCUUACCUCAUCAAGAAGCUGCCUGCACAGCAUGGCAAGUGUCAAUAAAAGUAGCCUACUGUUUGCCCCAGCCACUCAAACGACCAAGCAAGCAGGACAAGCGUCCUGCUUAGUCCAACCGGUGACGAUCAGUCUCUACAGGGAGAGAGGCUCACACACCGAGGAUCUUUCACAAGGUUACGUUACAUCAUAUUAACUGUAUAAACUUCAUUACCAGAAUCUCCCUCAGUAACACACCUGUCUCCUCUCAUCCACACAGACACACCUGUGUUCAACAAGCUAUAGCUUUUUACAGCAGCUCAUUGCACCACACCACUGUUUAACAGAGAUCUGAUAUAAAAUAACAGACGAAACAUGACCUCAAAACACAUAAAACGUCCUGAUCUCAGUCCACCUCACAUCCAAGCAGAGACAUAACUGAUCAAACCUUCAGGAAAAUUUUCUUACCUUCACUCUGGAGUCUAAAACAGUCAGCAUUGUCUGUCAGAUUAUUAACCUGAGGCCUAUUCUACGAAGCAAGUUCAACCUUGGAGCUACCUCGCUCAACUUAGCGCGGUAGCCAGCGGUCUCGCUAAACGGUCUUACGACACUGGUUAUCAACCUCGUAAGUGGAUCCAGCUUUGCUAUGAGCAUGUGCACGCACGUAAGGCGGAGCCCGCCGCAUCUGACCAAUUGCAAAUGUGGACCAGUCUGGAGCAUCACAGCAGGCCAGAGAGCGAAGGACCGCGUACUUUACAAACGAGGACUAGGAGACGAUCAUGAGAAAGUAUGAAGAAUUCAAAUCUAUCAUAAACCUCAAAAGCGACACCGUCGCCGCUGAAAAAGCACAGAAAAAUUGCAGACAGUCUCAAUGUGUAAGUAUAGUGAGCAAAAAAUCUUUGAUGCCAUUAUCACCCUGAAAUAGCACUGUUCAACAUGCGCUUUUAACAUGCACCAGACAUGUCUAAUUAAUUUCCAAGAUGAAUUCAUUCAUUUGUUCAUUCCUAUCAUGUUUACAUUUUUGUGUGAUAUGUCGGCCAUAUGAGCCUUUCAUAAAGGUGGUCAUCCAGAAAAGUAAGUGGGUCCAUGCGGUCCCUGAAAACUCUCGUGUGCCGGAGUGCUCCUCAGACAAUGCAAGCACCGAGGUCUAUAGGAUCCUCCAAGAACGGACAAGCCAUUUUUCGAGAGAGCUCAUUGGUCAGUGGGUGGGGUUUUUAUACUCAGUGAGUUCAAUCUGGAACCUAACCUGCCCCGGAGCAGGGGCCUAUUCUACGAAGCAAGUUCGACCGAGCGAGGUAGCCUUGGAGCUACCUCGCUCAACUUAGCGCGGUAGCCAGUGGUCUCGCUAAACGGUCUUAUGACGCUGGUUGUCAACCUCGUAAGUGGAUCCAGCUUUGCUAUGUGCGCGUGCACGCAUGUAAGGCGGAGCCCACCGCAUCUGACCAAUCGUGAACAUGGACCAGUCUGGAGCGUCACAGCAGGCAGGAGAGUUAAGGACUGUGUGCUAAGUGGGUCAGUGUGGUCCCUGAAAACUCUCGUGCGCCGGAGCAUUCAUUGGACAAUGUGAGCACUGAGGUCGAUAGGAUCCUCUAAGAAUGGGGAAGCCAUUUUUGAUAUAGCUCAUUGGUCAGUGGGUGGGGUUUUUAUACUCAGUGAGUUCAAUCUGGAACUUACCUGCCCUGGAGCAGGUUAGCUGUUCAGCGUACAUGGCCAUGGAGGCUCGCCUCGCUAAGAAGUGAACCCCGGACGUAGAACAGGAAACCCCGAACUUAUCCUUGGAGUUACCUCUCUAAGCAGUAAUCCUGCUUCAUAGAAUAGGCCCCUGUUGGAGCUGGAUAAGUGAUUCUGACUGUUUUGGACACCAGAGACAAGGGAAGAAAUUUUUCCCCCCGUUAUUUUGUGUCAGAUCUCUGUUAAACAGUGGUGUGGUGUAAUGAGCUGCUGUGAAAGCUAUAGCUUGUUGAACACAUGUGUGUCUGUGUGGCCCACUUGAGAACCUCUGUUCUCGGUAAUAAGGAAAUGAGAUGGGGGGGCCGACCCUUGUGGCUCUUCGGGCGCUGGUUGUACAAUAUAACUUUAACAGACAGUGGUAAAAUCCCCUUCAUGGGAAUCCUGCUGGUAAUUUGCUCAGAGUCACUAUUUCCUUCAAGGACUCAGGCAGUCAAACUGGGAGCCUUACCUGGCUCAUAUCUCCUGGUGCCAAGAGCCAUUUAUUUUCAUUGUACUGAAAAGUUUUGAGGAGUUUGUGUUUAACUUUUUUAAUAAACUUUUCUUCAACACUGCUGAUGAAAUCAUGCAAUAGAAACUUUAUCAAAUGUGUUCACAUGAGUCUAGUCAGUCUUCUGACCAAACAGGAGACGAUGACUUCCUGAAGUGACUUUUUGUCUCACUUCAUGAAGAGAUUAGAUCUCAACAUCACCACAAACAGUGAAAAUGCAUUUUUCUGUGGUUAAAAGUCAAGACAGGGACACUCUGAUGUCUCUACAAGUCCAACCCACAACCAAACACCUGAGGACUGUUAGGCCAGAUUACUUUUAUGAGUAGUAACAAACCUAAAAAGACCAUGAUAUAGAAACUGACUAUCAAUCCUCCCCCUGAUCUUUGAACCACAUCUUCAAAUCCUUCUCACAAAGUCACAAACUUUGGAGAGUAGUUGUGGUGUAACUCUCAGAGACAGGAACUUUUUGAGACACUAUGACACCAUGACCCUUACCUGGCUCACACCUCCUUCAGUAACGGGUCAAAACCCAUUUCUGGGCAGGUCUCCUAUCAGAGCCCGGUGAAACAAACCCUCGAACACAAACAGCCCUUGCCCUUGAUUGUAUUUAUCUUAUAAACUUUGGUUGAAGUGUUGACCCGGUUCACUUAUACCCUCCUGGAAAGUUUUGGAAAUGUCCUGAUGAAGUUUAGAAUGUUUUUUUCACUGAAACGCAGUGAAGUGUUCAAUAAAUUCAAUGAGAUAUUAGUGUAAAGUUGAUAAUCUGGUGCAUCAACAGUCAAUGAAACAAACACUUAAUUGUAAGUGCACUUUUCAAAAACUAAAGAGUGUGUCACUUAUUUUUAGAUGUUUACCUUCUCUGUGAUUUAAGGAGCUGAUUAAAGCUAACCAUCAAUCUGUCAUGGCUGAUAUUCAGACACUUGUAGAGUUUGGAUGGAUGUGAAAAGAGGGAUUCAUUUAUCUGAAUCACAACACACUCAAGUUUAAUUUUCAUUCAGUAAGACCUGACUUGUAUCUUACAGGACACUCAGUGGUUCAUGACUCUCAUUUUGCACAUUUGGUAUUCAGAUGAAACACUCUCAUCUCUGUUAGAUAAACUGUUGCUUCCUCAUUGUUGCAAAAGAGUCAUGUUGGUCUGCAGCAGUGCAGAAACUUCUCAUGAUGAAGUUGUGUUUGCAACAUCAUCAGACUAACUAGGAACCCUGACUUAAAAACCUCACCAGAAAACUCGUGCAUGACGUAAAUGAAAAGUUGUAAAGGGGUUCAUAGAUUUGUUAGACACUGGUUUCAGUCGUGAUGGUUUCUGGGUCUCCUGGUCUGAAUCUUCCUCCUUUUAUUAUCUGUGUCCCUCCUCUAGCGGCAAACUCCAGCCGUUUGUUCCAGAGUUUUCCAAAAGACCUGAUGCAGUCUUUGUCCGAGGAGAACAUCACCGCCAACUUCCACAGCUGGAGUCUGUCCAUACAGGUAACCGACUCUGUCCCUUCCUGGACUCUAAAAGACUUUGGUUUGAUAAUGCAAAGAUUUCAACCACCUGAGUCUUACCUGGGGCCUAUUCUAUGAAGCAGGAUUACUGCUUAGCAAGGUAACUUCAAGGGUAAGUUCGGGGUUUCCUGUUCUACGACGCGGGUUCACUUCUUAGAGAGGCGAGUCUACAUGGCAACAUACGCUGAACAGCUAACCUGUUCCGAGGCAGGUUAGGUUCCAGUGAGUAUAAAAAUCCCGCCCACUGACCAAUGAGCUCUCUCGAAAAAUGGCUUGUCCGUUCUUGGAGGAUCCUAUGGACCUUGGUGCUCGCAUUGUCCGAGGAGCACUCCGGCGCGUGAGAGUUUCCAGAUGACCACCUUUAUGAAAGGCUCAUAUGGCCCACAUAUCACACAAAAAAUGUAAAAAUGAUAGGAAUGAACAAAUGAAUUAAUUCAUCUUGGAAAUAGAUAGAUAGAUAGAUAGAUAGAUAGAUAGAUAGAUAGAUAGAUAGAUAGAUAGAUAGAUAGAUAGAUAUACUAUGUCUGGUGCAUGUUAAAAGCGCACGUUGAACAGUGCUAUUUCAGGGUGAUAAUGGCAUCAAAGAUUUUUUGCGCACUAUACUAACACAUUGAGACUGUCGGCAAUUUUUCUGUGCUUUUGCAGCGGCGACGGUGUUGCUUUUGAGGUUUUAGAUAGAUUUGAAUUCUUCAUUACUUUUUCAUGAUUGUCUCCUGCUCCUCGUUUGUAAAACACGCGGUCCCUCGCUCUCUGGCCUUCUGUGACGCUCCAGACUGGUCCAUGUUCACGAUUGGUCAGAUGCAGCGGGCUCCGCCUUACAUGUGUGCACGCGCUCAUAGCAAAGCUGGAUCCACUUACGAGGUUGACAACGAGCGUCGUAAGACCGUUUAGCGAGACCGCUGGCUACCGCGCUAUGUUGAGCGAGGUAGCUCCAAGGCCGAACUUGCUUCGUAGAAUAGGCCCCUGAUCUGUCUAUGUGCCUUUGUGUUGACAGAACUUCACCAGAAACUCUAAGCUGAAGAAGUUCUACAAAGUUCUGUCCACCAACAACGAUGGGAAGAGAGAGUUCAUCUCCACAAUGGAAGGUAACUUUCAUCAGAAGAAACACAAACCUUUCUGACAAAUCCAACAGAUCAGAGAUGCAUGAAAACAGCAUUUAAGAUAAACUUCCUACAGCUUUAGUCUGAUAUUAUGAUCCAGGUUUACUCACUUCUCAGCCGUGCAGACAACAGAGUGCAUGUUCUCAGCUGUCCACUAGAUGGCUCCCUCGCACACUAAACCAGAGCUGUUGGUGAAGCUCACUGACAGCAGGAAGUUGUUUUGUACCCUGAUGUAUUUCUGGUUUUCCUCAGCAAAACACUACCCAUUCUACGCAGUGCAGUGGCAUCCAGAGAAGACACCCUUUGAGUGGAUCAAUAAACCCGGGAUGGUUCACACCACAUCCGCUGUGGCGGCCAGUUUCUACACCGCUAGAUUCUUCAUCUCUGAAGGUUACUCCCUGUUUCUGUCUGUCCUGAAAACAGUUCGAACUUCACCAUUCUUCACUCUCUUUAUUUACAUUUUCCAAGCUUAAUGCGGUCAACCUUUUUUAGGCCGAGGUCAAGAGAUUAUGAGGAGAAAACUGACCUCCUGUGAUGCUGUGCUUAUCAGAUCAGAGGAUAAAUGACAUGAUAAAACAGCAAAUACAAACACAUGAGUAUUUCAACUGUUUAUAACUUUGAACGUCAGCUUCUCCUGACUGUAGUUUAAAGGCUGGGAUGGAGGUGUAGUGGUUCCUUCUUCUACCUGUAAAUGCAGAUUAUCAGCGUCCACUGGUAUAUUCUCACUUUUCUACAACAGAAGGAGAUAAAGAUAUGUUGUCCAUCUUUAUAAGAAAUAGGUUGACCUGGCCCACACAUUUAAAGGACUUCUUCUCUGUAGCUGAUGGUGCAGGGUUUUCACAGUGAUGGGGGUGCAGAUAGUGCCUCAUUUUCCGACCUUAACAUUUAUAUCUAAAAUGUACUCAUAAAAUUUCAGAGCGGAUACUCCAGAGAAAAUCUUCAGAUGCAGAGAUCACUGAUAUUUUCAGAAAGUGAGAGUAAGAGUCGACAAGUGUUGGAUUGUCUGGCUCAUCUCCUGGUGCAGAACAAUUCCUGGAGAUCCCUUUCUCUUCCUGUUUUUGUUUCAAUUAUUUUUUAUUUGUGAAGUCCAAUCUUACUGCUCCAAGUUACUUUAAAAAAUCAAUACUUAUCAAAUUAAUUUCAUUUAAUGGGCCUAAAAGCAGAGUUUCUGUUUUUUUUCUCAGGGUUAAUCACACUAUCGUCACUAGCAGACAGAGUUUGAAAAGUUGUAACUGCGAUGCAGAUCUGUCAUUUUUUUCUCAGUCAAGUAAGUUUAAAAUGAACCAGAAAGAUUGAACUGGUCUUGUGCUUGAAUCACAUAAGUCUCUCUCUCUCUCUCUCUCUCUCCCUCCCUCCCUCCCUCCUGCAGCCAUGAAGAGCCAACACCAUUUCUCAGACCUCGUGGAAGAGGAGCGAGCUCUCAUCUACAACUACUCUCCAGUCUACAAAGGGGUCCACGCCAUCUUUGUGCAGAACUACUACUUUGAUUGA
Messenger RNA from Xyrichtys novacula (pearly razorfish), 9479 nucleotides. NCBI's taxonomy places the organism in Eukaryota, Metazoa, Chordata, Actinopteri, Labriformes, Labridae. The record is from the annotation of a GenBank genome assembly.